Messenger RNA from Lecanosticta acicola, 1914 nucleotides. The record is from the annotation of a GenBank genome assembly. NCBI's taxonomy places the organism in Eukaryota, Fungi, Ascomycota, Dothideomycetes, Mycosphaerellales, Mycosphaerellaceae.
AUGGAUCUGGUGCCUCUGCCUAAGUCUAACGGGCGCCUCUGGAAGAACAAGGCGGAUUUCUUCCGACCAUUCCGGUCUGCUGCGGCUGCUGCUGCGGGCGAGAAUAUCGAACCGCUCUAUGAGCCUGGACUUGCCCAUGGGCCGGAGGACCGGAAUGUGAAAGAAUUGAAUGAGGCUUUGAGGGUUUUGGUGGAGCUGUUUCCGGAUGUGGAAGUGGAAGUGCUCCGGGAGAUGGUGGUGAAUGUUAGUAAGGAGAGUCGGGUGGAGUUGGUUGCCGAGGCGAUGUUGAAGAAGAGGCGGAAGGGGACUGGCAGGGUGAGGUUGGAGGCAGAAGGAGGAGGGAAGAAGGGAGAGAAUGCGGAUGGUCUGGAAAAGGAAGAUCUCUUCCGAAGCGAAAGCUAUAAAAAAGCCGUCAAGCAGGUCUUCUGCCAGGAAUUCCGGAACUUGUCGCAUUCGACGAUCCGAGGUGUUCUGGCCGAGCAGAACUUUUCGUAUACGCUCUCGAGACCUAUCCUACAACAGGUCACGAGUCGAUCUUGGAGAUUUUCGAUCUCGAACCUGUGGGCGAGGAAGGCUACGGAUAGUACUGUGGCUGCUGGAGGGCAUCCGUUUAUUGUUUGGAAAACGAACGGUGCGGAGCCUGAGCCGAUUGUCAGAAAGACGGGGUGCGAGGAACUGGAUCAGGAGCUUUAUGAGCAGUUCGUGGAGCCGAUUGUUGCGAGGCAGAGACAGGAACGGCUGCAAGCGGAUUUUGCGGCCGCAUCGGAGAUCAAUGAGAAGCAGGCGGAAGAAGCUGCGGCUCUCUUUGAUUGCGAAUGCUGCUUCGGCUCUGUACCGUUCGAAAGCAUUGCCACUUGCGAUGAUGGUUGCCAUUACCUGUGCAUGGACUGCAUCCGGCGCACAGUCCAUGAAGCUCUGUAUGGUCAAGGCUGGGCGCGAACAGCAGACCUGAAACGGAGUACAGUAAGAUGCUUUGCUCCCACUUCCAGCGACUGCAACGGCUGCAUCCCAUCUCAACUCGUCCAACGAUCUCUCAACCAAGGCACGAACAAUCAAGAUGCUUGGCAAGAGUUUCAGGCACGAACAACGUCAGAGACACUCCUGAAAUCCGGCCUGCCUCUCCAAAGAUGUCCCUUCUGCAACUACGCCGAAACAAACGAACUGCCCUCUCCAAAACUCAAGCACCCUCUCGCAAUCUGGCAUCACAUCACCACCAAGGCCCCGCCCGCUUUCCAAAUCCUCUUCCUCUCCCUCCUCAUGGCCCUUUCCCUCUUCUUCGUCCCGCUCCUCUGCCUAGCCGCAAUCUCCUGGCUCCUCUGCGAGACCCUCCCCGCCGCCCACAACCCCCUCAAAGCCUCCAUCACCCGCGUCCAAGCCUCCCGCCGCACCCUCCGCUUCCAAUGCCAAAACCCCACCUGCCGCCGCGUCACCUGCACGCGCUGCACGGCGCCCCACCGCAACGGCCACAUCUGCUUCGAAGACGAAAAGACGUCCCUGCGCACCGCCAUCGAGACGAGCGCCACGCUGGCCAUCAAACGCACCUGUCCGCGCUGCCUGCUCUCCUUCAUCAAGAGCAGCGGCUGCAACAAACUCGUCUGCAACUGCGGGUAUACCAUGUGCUACGUCUGCCGCGCGGAGAUUGGCAAGGAAGGGUACGUGCAUUUCUGUCAGCAUUUCCGGCCGCACGGGGGCGUCUGUGGGGAAUGCGAGCGGUGUGAUUUGUAUGGGGAUGAGGACGAGGAGAGUGUCUUGCGGAGGGCGGUGGAGGGGGCGGAGCGGGAGUGGCGGGAACGAAAUGAUGGGGAGGAUGGGCAGGAGGGAAGUCGAAGGAUGAUCGAGGUGAUUGUGGGGGAUAGGAAGAAGGGUUGGUGGGAGGGAUGGGUCGAUGGGGUUGUGGAGGCCGUGUUAGCGUGA